Molecule: messenger RNA, 3708 nt
Organism: Mandrillus leucophaeus (drill)
Lineage: Eukaryota; Metazoa; Chordata; Mammalia; Primates; Cercopithecidae
Gene: CDH3
Product: cadherin 3, type 1, P-cadherin (placental)
Exons: 12
Coding region: 1123-3075 (650 amino acids)
Biological process (GO): homophilic cell-cell adhesion; adherens junction organization; cell-cell junction assembly
Cellular component (GO): adherens junction; plasma membrane; cytoplasm
Molecular function (GO): cadherin binding; calcium ion binding
Source: RefSeq, a predicted model, not a curated record
UUAAAAAUUGCCUUUAUUUAUAUUUUACAGAAAGUUGAGAAAGCGUUAUUUAUAUGGGGGGUAGGGGUGCUGGAGGUUAUGGGACUAGUAACCAUCCUCUUAGCUCGCACCCUUUGGCACCACUACAGCUUGCAAACUCUGGGACUUUCUCUCCUAGCUUCCAUUUGUUUAGCUGUGUAAUGGAAGCAGCAGCCUGGGUGUGGCGGCUCACGCCCCUAACCUGAGCACUCUGGGAGGCGGAGGAUCGCUUGAGUCACGAGUUCGAGACCAGCCUGAGCAACAUAGGGAGCCCCUCCCCCCCCUCCCAGCUCUGCCACAUCUCUACAAAAAAUUUUAAAAAAUUAGCCGAGUGUGGUGGAGGAAGCCUGUAGUCUCAGCUACGCGGGAGCUGAGGCAGGAGAAUCGCUUGAGCCCGGGAGGUCGAGGCUGCAGUGAGCCGAGAUCGCGUCACUGCAAUCCUGGGCAACAGAGCGAGACAGUCCCCCCCCCCCAAAAAAAAAGAUGGGGAAGUUGUAUCUAAUUCAGGAACGCAGUCCCUCGGGACCUGCUAGUUUAAACCCCGGAGGAUCCUCCCCGGCGGGCUGGCACGGGAGGUGGAGAAAGAGGCUUGGGCGGCCCCGCUAUAGCCGCGUGUAGGAGGACACACGGGCUUGCUUCAAAGCUUUGGGAUAACAGCGCCUCCGGGGAUCAUGAAUGCGGAGCCUCUGUUUUCAGUAGACUUCAGAUGUGUCUCCACUUUUUUCCGCUGUAACCGCAAGGCAAAGAAACAUUUCUCUUCCCGUACUGCGGAGGCUGAGGAGUACGCUGAGUGUUCUUUUCUCCUCUAACUCAGAACUGCGAGACAGGGGCUGAGUUCCUGCAGAGAACAGCUCCAGAAAAGCAAGGAGAGCGCAGGAGGGUAUCUGGGAGGCCAGGAGGGGUUCGCUGGGGCCUCAACCGCGCCCGCAUCGGUACCACCUGCGAAGGGGCGGGACCUCGUGGUGCUGGACCAAUCAGCACCCACCUGCGCUCACCUGGCCUCCUCCCGCUCGCUCCCCCGGGCUGCGGUGCUCAAAGGGGCGAGAGCGGAGCAGAGCACCGGCCCGCCGUCGCGGCAGCUGCCUCACCCCUCUCUCUGCAGCCAUGGGGCUCCCUCGUGGACCUCUCGCGUGUCUCCUCCUCGUCCAGGUUUGCUGGCUGCAAUGCGCGGCCUCCGAGCCGUGCCGGGCGAUCUUCGGGGAGGCUGAAGUGACCUUGGAGGCGGGAGGGGCGGAGCAGGAGCCCAGCCAGGCCCUGGGGAAAGUAUUCAUGGGCUGCCCUGGGCAAGAGCCAGCUCUGUUUAGCACUGUUAAUGACGACUUCACUGUGCAGAAUGGCGAGACAGUCCAGGACAGAAAAUCACUGAAAGAAAGGAAUCCAUUGAAGAUCUUCCCAUCCAAACGUAUCUUACGAAGACACAAGAGAGAUUGGGUGGUUGCUCCAAUAUCUGUCCCUGAAAAUGGAAAGGGUCCCUUCCCGCAGAGGCUGAAUCAGCUCAAGUCUAAUAAAGACAGAGACACGAAGAUUUUCUACAGCAUCACGGGGCCGGGGGCAGACAGCCCCCCUGAGGGCAUCUUUGCUGUAGAGAAGGAGACAGGCUGGUUGUUGUUGAACAAGCCACUGGACCGGGAGGAGAUUGCCAAGUAUGAGCUCUUUGGGCACGCUGUGUCAGAGAAUGGUGCCUCAGUGGAGGAUCCCAUGAACAUCUCCAUCAUCGUGACCGACCAGAAUGACCACAAGCCCAAGUUUACCCAGGACACCUUCCGAGGGAGUGUCUUAGAGGGAGUCCUACCAGGUACUUCUGUGAUGCAGGUGACGGCCACAGAUGAGGAUGAUGCCAUCCACACCUACAAUGGGGUGGUUGCAUACUCCAUCCAUAGCCAAGAACCAAAGGACCCACACGACCUGAUGUUUACCAUUCACCGGAGCACAGGCACCAUCAGCGUCAUCUCCAGCGGCCUGGACCGGGAAGGUUUGGAUUUUGAGGCCAAAAACCAGCACACCCUAUACGUUGAAGUGGCCAAUGAGGCCCCUUUUGUGCUGAAGCUCUCAACUUCAACAGCCACCAUAGUGGUCCACGUGGAGGAUGUGAAUGAGGCACCCGUGUUUGUUCCGCCCUCCAAAGUCGUUGAGGUCCAGGAGGGCAUCCCCACUGGGGAGGCUGUGUGUGUCUACACUGCAACAGACCCUGACAAGGAGAAUCAAAAGAUCAGCUACCGCAUCCUGAGAGACCCAGCAGGGUGGCUAGCCAUGGACCCAGACAGUGGGCAGGUCACUGUUGCGGGCACCCUAGACCGUGAGGAUGAGCGGUUUGUGAGAAACAACAUCUACGAAGUCAUGGUCUUGGCCGUGGACAAUGGAAGCCCUCCCACCACUGGCACGGGAACACUCCUGCUAACACUGAUUGAUGUCAACGACCAUGGCCCAGUCCCUGAGCCCCGUGAGAUCACCAUCUGCAACCAAAGCCCUGAGUCCCAGGUGCUGAACAUCACGGACAAGGACCUGUCCCCCCACACCUCCCCUUUCCAGGCCCAGCUCACAGACGACUCAGACAUCUACUGGACGGCAGAGGUCAACGAGAAAGAUGACACGGUGGUCUUGUCCCUGAAGAAGUUCCUGAAGCAGGACACAUAUGAUGUGCACCUUUCUCUGUCUGACCAUGGCAACAAGGAGCAGCUGACAGUGAUCAGGGCCACCGUGUGUGACUGCCACGGCCAUGUCGAGAAAUGCCCUGAUCCCUGGAAGGGGGGUUUCAUCCUCCCUGUGCUGGGAGCUGUCCUGGCUCUGCUGCGUGACUGGCAAGUGGCAGGGCCCACCACUCUAACCACCUGUUCCCUGUUGCCGCAGAACCUGAAGGCAGCUAACACGGACCCCACAGCCCCGCCCUACGACUCCCUUUUGGUGUUCGACUAUGAGGGCAGCGGCUCCGACGCCGCGUCCCUGAGCUCCCUCACCUCCUCCGCCUCUGACCAGGACCAAGAUUACAACUAUCUGAACGAGUGGGGCAGCCGCUUCAAGAAGCUGGCAGACAUGUACGGUGGCGGGGACGACGACUAGGCCGCCUGCCUGCAGGGCUGGGGACCAAAUGUCAGGCCACAGAGCAUCUCCAAGGGGUCUCAGUCCCCACUUCAGCCGAGGACUUUGGAGCUUGUCAGGAAGCGGCCAUAGCAACUUGGAGGAGACAGGCUGAGUCUGGCCUUAGAGUGGUUCGUUCCUUAGCCUUUGAGGGUGGAGGAAUGUGGGCAGUUUGACUUCAGCACUGAAAACCUCUCCACCUGGUCCAGGGUUGCACAGAGGCCAGGUUUCCAGAAGCCUCUCACCUGCCGUAAAAUGCUCAGCCUGUGUCCUGGGCCUGGGCCUGCUGUGACCGACCCCUGAUGGCUUUGUCUCUGGAAUGGACCCUUCUGAGGCCUCCUGGUGCAACUUUUUUUUUUUUUUUAAUGCUAUUUUCAGAAUGUUAGAGACAGUUCUUCAAAAGUGCAGCACAGAGCCGCCGGGCCCACUGGCCAUCCUGCAUUUCUGGUUUCCAGACCCUAAGGCCUCCCAUUCAGAUGGAUCUCUGCGUUUUUAUACUGAGUAUGUCUAGAUUGCCCCUUAUUUUUUAUUUUCCCUGUUGCGUUGCUGUAGAUGAAGGGUGAGGACAAUCGUGUAGAUGUACUAGAAUUUUUUAUUAAAGAAACUUUUCCCAGA